Messenger RNA from Mercenaria mercenaria, 3842 nucleotides. Its product is annotated as deleted in malignant brain tumors 1 protein-like. NCBI's taxonomy places the organism in Eukaryota, Metazoa, Mollusca, Bivalvia, Venerida, Veneridae. The coding region runs from base 32 to 3811 and encodes 1259 amino acids. The record is from RefSeq and is a predicted model, not a curated record. The transcript has 26 exons. Gene Ontology annotation, cellular component: membrane.
CUGGCUUUAAGAUAAGAAAUUACGUACACCUAUGAUACUACUCCCUUUUCAGUUAAACUUUAAAAAAUUUAAGUGCAAGACAAUGAUAAGGACUUUACUUGUUCUGUCUCUCUUGUAUCAAACCAAUGCAGCGAUAAGAAUUUACCUGAGUGGGGGUGCACAUUCGUACGAAGGAACGAUUCAUAUAGAACACAGUGGCAGUUAUGGUACGAUCUGUGAUGAUAACUUUGAUACCGCAGAUGCUAAAGUUGUGUGUAGAAUGCUUGGCUAUCAUGGACCGUCUAAAGCGUAUUCUGGAGCACAUUUUGGACAGGGAACAGGACCAACAUGGAUAGAUGAGCUGCAGUGUACAGGAUACGAGUCAGAUGUCAGUGACUGUCGGAGAAACUCUUGGGGAAAUGAAGAUUGUGGUCACUCUGAGGACGCCGGUGUGAGAUGUUCCUCUCACGACGUACAGACAAUCAGACUGAUAGGUGGUACAGGCAACUUUGAAGGAACAGUUGAUGUGAUGGAGAACGGUCAUUGGGGAAGUAUUUGUGACAGAAACUUUACAGAUCAGGAUGCCACUGUCGUCUGCAGAGCUCUAGGCUUCACAGACGGGCAUGCAGUUAAAGGCGCGUACUUUGGUCAAUUAAAUCGUGGGCGUAUCUGGACAGACAAACUAGGUUGCCGUGGAAACGAAACGGGUAUUUGGCAGUGUAAAUAUUAUGCUACUCGUUGGGGCCAAUCCAAUACCUGCAACGAUAGUAUGGAUGCCGGGGUUGUAUGCGAUCACACUGCAGUCCGACUUGUUGGAGGUAGUUUGCCGUCUGAAGGGCGUGUUGAGGUCCAGCAUAAUGGUGUUUGGGGAACAGUUUGUGGCAACAGCUUUACGCAACAUGAUGCUGACGUUGUUUGUAGAAUGUUAAGCUUCAAUCAUAGUGCAGUGUCUAUACAGUACAAUACAACUCGGGGGUCAGGACCGAUAUGGCUGGGAAAUCUUGGUUGCCAUGGUGACGAAGUAGAUAUACAGUUUUGUAACCUUGGUGGCUGGAAUAAUCAUUCAUGUAACCAUGCCAACGAUGUUGGUGUAACAUGCAAGCCAACAGAUGUUCGUCUGUCGAGGGGAUCCAAUCCAUCCGAAGGAACAGUUGAAAUCAAAAUAGACGGUUCUUGGAAGACGAUAUGUGAUCCGGGCUUCGGUGACAAUGAGGCUAGUGUUAUAUGCAGAAUGCUGGGAUAUACUGGGAGUAAUUCUCCUCAUACAAUAUAUCACUCGGAUUACUUCGGUCACAGUUAUUCAGUUGGUUUGGAUAAAGUCAGUUGCCAAGGCGACGAAAGCGAUAUUAGCCAGUGUUCUUCUGUUCCCCAUACGUCAUGUUCAACCUCAAAAAAUGUUGGUCUAAGAUGCGAGGGAGUUCAAGUAAGACUUGUUGGCGGGGCACACAGUACGGAGGGACGGGUUGAAGUCUUAAACGGUGGACAGUGGGGGACGGUGUGUGAUUCUAGUUGGGACGAUGCUGAUGCGACAGUAGUAUGUAAAAUGUUGGCAUACUAUCCCUACGACGGGAAUGCAGUUGGUAUAGCAGUGUCUGGAUCUUACUUCGGCUUUGGAGACGGACCUGUCUGGCUUGCUGAUGUAGGGUGUAACGGAACUGAGAACGAUUUAACAGAGUGUUCUAUUGGAUGGAAGGGAGGAGUUAACUGUGACCACGGUCGGGAUGCAGGCGUUGUAUGUGAAUUUGCUGAGGAGAAGAGGCUUCAAGGUGGACAGACGGACACAGAAGGCAAUAUAGAAUUUAAUUAUGGUGGAACUUGGCAUUCCUAUUGUGAUGAUGGCUGGAACAAAUCAGAUGCGAUUGUCGUAUGUCGGGAACUUGGUUAUUGGACAGCAAAUCCAAUCUUGUACAAUUCCUCACAUUUUGGCAGAUCAAGGACUACAGUUUACAAGGUUGAUCCACAGUGUACGGGCAAAGAGGGCAACUUAGAAAUGUGUAGAAUGGGGGAAAAGCUUGGGCCUGUCACGUGCUCAUCGUCAGAAAGCGCUGGCGUUGACUGUAACCCACAAAAUUUAGAUAUGGCAGAAAUACGGCUUGUAGACGGUCCAGGUCCGUGGAGAGGAAGACUUGAAAUAAAUAAAAAUGGCGUCUGGGGAAGCGUGUGUUACGAUUUCUGGAACGAUACAUACACAGACUUGGUGUGCCACAAUCUUCGUUUUCUGAACACGAAUGUAAGCAGUUUCAAGACACCUGUUGGUUUAACGUCUAUGCACUACAAACGAUUUGACUGUCAGCGAGGUGGAGAGGCUAACCUUGGACAAUGCAAAGCUGAUUUCAAUGUUACAGACUGCAGCCGGAGAAAGUCGCAGGCUGUUGGAAUAGACUGCUCAGGUGGACUCGGUGUUACUUUAAACAGCGGUGGAUACCUUCAAGGAAAAGUCGAGCUGCAUACAUCAAACACAACAAGACCCUGGACUGUGUGUAGAUCUGGACUCAAUAAUGUAGCUGCUCAAGUUAUAUGUACAAUGGCUGGAUAUAGCAAUACAUCACCAAAUGUAACAUCUAUCGACUCACAAGAUCCCAUCCUGUAUACAAACAUUGCAUGUGAUGGAUGGGAAAGUCACGUGUCACAGUGUUCUACAAUGAAUACAGGACAAUCGUGUGAUGAAAGAGCCUACAUUGACUGUUUCAAUGGAUGCAUCCGAAACCAUACCGGUUCUGCAGGGACGAUAGUGUCCAGGAACUAUCCGGCCUACACAGCGGAUAUGGACUGUCUAGACAUAAUCAAGAAUCCCGGAAACACCUUGAUGAAACUAACUUUCAAUGAUCUUAACCUAUCUGGAGAUGGGGAUUUUGUAGAGAUUAGAGACGGUCCACAUGGGCGACAACUGGGACUGUAUGCAUCAAAUGCUGCUGUACCAAUGUUAGUUACAAACAAAGAUUUCUAUAUACGCUUGAAAACGAACAACAUGACAAACGCACGAGGAUUCAAUGUAUCAUAUAGUCGUUUGAAUGUUGAGGACACUAUUUCGAUGAAUUGUGGGCCCUCAGGUUGGGAGGUGGCAGUAAAUGUAACACAGUUACGUCAGCUCUUCCCAGACACUGGAGUCUCACAGAUUAAACUUUCUGAUCAGAAGUGUACAGGACAAGUGUUGGGAGAUUUAGUCGUAUUUAAGCAACAUUACACUCAAUGCUCCACAACACAUAAAAUAAAUGAAGGUAAUAUAAUAUACAAUAACCAGUUGGUGUAUCCUGAAGCUACAGAACCAUUUCCUAUCGUUGUACGCGGUUAUCGGUGGACGGUGGAGCUUGAGUGUGAUGUGGCGCGGACAGAUACACUCGCUAACAGCUUCCAUCCAAACCGAACAGUUGUCCAUCACAACCCACAUAAAACCAGCUCUACACAUUACAGUUCCGAGGUGAAAUUCUUCUCUGAUGGAACGUUUUUCAAAGAAAUUCAUGGAAAUCCCCUUUCAUUAAAGACAGGUGAAGAUGUAUAUGUGAUGGUAAAGAUGACAUCGGACGAUGUAAACAUCAAGAUGAGAGUUGAUAGUUGCUACACAAAACCAGAUCCAAAUGCCGGCCCAGCUUUAACUUUUCCACUUAUUCAAAAUGGGUGUGUUGUUGAUACAUAUACGAGACUCUUGUCCCAAGGAAACCACGAGACGAGAUUCGUCUUUACAGCGUUCGAGUUUCCGCAAAGUCGAGACGCAGUUUACGUUUAUUGUAAUGCGACGUAUUGUGAUGUUACAGACAGCAGUAAUAAAUGUACCCAAAUAUGUCAUGGUACACCGACGAUUGUUGGUCGUGCCAUUGGCUCAUGGGGAUACUAAAUACCAAAUACCAAAUAAAAUAUCUUCAGUC